AUGGCAGCAACCGCACUGGUCAGCCCCAAAUCAACUGGAGAUUGUUGGUCCGUGUAUCCAUCGCCUAGUGAGCGGUCAGCAGCUGACGGUGCUCAAAAGCAAAAGCUGGAUGAUGCCGACAAAAAAAUUGAUGUUUUCUUCUUCCAUAAUUCUAUUCCUUUUAGUGCUGCUAAAUCCAUGUAUUUGCAUGUUGAAUUUUAUAUAAGCAAAUUAAGUGAUCAAUUUACUAAUGCAGGGAAGAAGCAGAUGAGUUGUGCCGAACGCGGGAGGAGAAAGAGGACAGUUCAUGCUGUCAGAAAAGAUAAUAAACAACGGUUUAGCCUUCUUGAGGAAAAUGGAGAGCUUCUGAUACGUGCAAACCAAGGCCAUACCGUCAUGACAGUUGAGUCUGAAAGAUUAUUAAAACAAAUACUUUCAGCUGAUGAAGUGCAAUUUUGCGUACAUGGAACCUAUAAGAGGAAUUUGGAAUCAAUUUUGGAGUCGCGUUUGAAGCGCAUGAAAAGAUUGCAUGUUCACUUCUCAAGUGGCUUGCCGACUGACGGUGAAGUGAUAAGUGGUAUGAGACGAGAUGUUAACGUUUUGAUCUAUCUUGAUGUUAGAAAAGCUUUGGAAGAAGGCAUGAAGCUUUACAUUUCAGACAACAAAGUGAUAUUGACUUAAGGUUUUGAUGGAGUGGUACCUGUCAAGUGCUUUGAGAAAAUAGAAUCAUGGCCAGACAGAAAACCCAUACCUUUCUUAAAUGUUUAAAAUUGAAUGAUGAAAUGAUCAGGUUUUUUUUUUUUUUUAACUUUCUUUUAAACCUGUGUGAUGAUAAAUUUGUAUUUAUAAAAGAUGACCACCAUUCAUAUUUGUCCAAGUCGAUUACAAUAAGAGUACAUUUUAUCUAUAUAAA
Molecule: messenger RNA, 892 nt
Organism: Gossypium raimondii (Peruvian cotton)
Lineage: Eukaryota; Viridiplantae; Streptophyta; Magnoliopsida; Malvales; Malvaceae
Exons: 7
Biological process (GO): tRNA splicing, via endonucleolytic cleavage and ligation
Molecular function (GO): tRNA 2'-phosphotransferase activity
Source: RefSeq, a predicted model, not a curated record